Polypterus senegalus (gray bichir) is the source of this 1826-nucleotide messenger RNA. It is a transcript of the gene tyms, whose product is annotated as thymidylate synthetase. NCBI's taxonomy places the organism in Eukaryota, Metazoa, Chordata, Cladistia, Polypteriformes, Polypteridae. Gene Ontology annotation, biological process: dTMP biosynthetic process. The coding region runs from base 150 to 1115 and encodes 321 amino acids. The record is from RefSeq and is a predicted model, not a curated record. Gene Ontology annotation, molecular function: thymidylate synthase activity. The transcript has 7 exons. Gene Ontology annotation, cellular component: mitochondrion; cytosol.
UGCACUUCCCGCUCUUCUGACUCGCUUGAAUAUUUUGGGCGCCGUUUUUGUUUGUCCCGCCAGUGCACACAGCUGCCUCUGACAAGUGCGGAGGUUCACGCUGGAAAGGCAUCUUUGGCUAAUGUAACGUGCGUCAGUUCGUCUUUUUUAUGUACACUACCAUGCCUGCAACUUCAGAGCUUAGUGCGUGUGAGGCACCCUUGCAACCUAAAGCCGCUCAGCAGCCACAACCCAGGGAAAGCUUUGGCAUGUUCUGUGACGAGCCUGGUUAUCUCGGUCAGGUGGAAUACAUUGUAAAACACGGAGCCAAAAAGGGCGAUCGCACUGGCACUGGAGUGCUGUCGGUAUUUGGCAUGCAGGCGCGAUACAGUCUGAGAGAUCAGUUCCCUCUGUUGACAACCAAGAGGGUGUUCUGGAAGGGCAUACUCGAAGAACUGCUGUGGUUCAUCAAGGGUUCAACAAAUUCCAAAGAAUUGUCAGAGAAGGGUGUGAAAAUAUGGGAUGCAAAUGGCUCCAGGGAGUUUUUAGAUAAAAGUGGUUUCACAACCAGGGACGAAGGGGACCUCGGACCCGUCUAUGGCUUUCAGUGGCGACAUUUUGGCGCAGAGUACAAAGACAUGCAUGCAGAUUAUACAGGAAAAGGAAUUGAUCAGUUACAAAAUGUCAUCGACACUAUUAAGAAAAAUCCUGAAGACAGAAGGAUCAUUAUGUGUGCCUGGAAUCCAAAAGAUUUACCUCAGAUGGCCCUUCCUCCCUGCCAUGCACUUUGCCAGUUCUAUGUGUGCAAUGGUGAACUGUCAUGUCAACUGUACCAGAGAUCUGGGGAUAUGGGUCUUGGAGUUCCCUUCAACAUUGCCAGCUAUGCACUUCUGACCUAUAUGAUUGCACACAUUACAGGACUUAAGACAGGUGACUUUGUGCACACUUUGGGAGAUGCUCAUAUCUACAUAAACCACAUUGAACCUUUAAAAUUACAGCUUCAGAGAGAACCCAGACCUUUUCCUAAGUUAAAGAUUUUGCGACAAGUGGACAAAAUUGAUGAAUUCCGGGCAGAAGACUUUGAAAUUUAUGACUAUAAUCCUCACCCUGCUAUUAAAAUGCAGAUGGCAGUGUAAUAUAUUUUAAGCACUUGUAUUGACAGUAAUGCAUUUUUUUUUUAUAUAUCCAGAUUUUGUAUAAAUAAAGACUGCACCUUUUUUCUAGUAAUUUUGAAGUAGCACUUUUAUAUAUUAAAAAAAAAAAAAAAAAAGCAGCUAAAUUUUUUUUCUUCUAAAUUGUUUCUGGAAAAAUGUUUGCUACCUUGCAUCUACAUCUGAUUUGAACAACGGGUUUAAUGUGACUGAGAAAAUGUUUUAAAAAUAAUUUCUCAAAGUUUUUGCUGUUUUUAAAAUAUUUUUCAAAUGUGGUAGUCUGUUGCUAUGGAUAGCAGCCUCACAGUCUUGUUACCUUAGAUUGUAUUGUCUAGUUAUUUGUUUGAGUUAUUUUACUCGGUCUGUUUAUAGUUUUUAAGAUAUGCUUGUGGGAAUCCAGCCUGCUAUCAGACCUAAAUUGUGACCAAACUUCCAUUGCCUUAGUGUACCAUCAAGGGUAGAUGGGUCAGUGUGAAUAGGAGGCAGAGGUUGAGAAUAGCUUCUUUCUGAACAUACAGUACUGAGACAAAACUUCAGUUUUAUCUAGUGAAGGUUGACAUAAGCUUCAUUGUUAGGGAGUGUUUAAGUAUGAGUACAUUGCAGUACAAUGUAUGAUUUUGUUUCCACCUUAAAGUUUUCUUCAAAGUUCUGUAUUGGUCUGUGGAUCUAGGAAUAGUAAACUCUGUUUGAAAAUUU